AUGUCAUCUCCGGGUAUGGGCACCCCCAGUGACCCCCUCUUGGCCAGUCCAGGAGGGAGGUUAUCCUCAGCUCAGGAAGGUCUCUGGAGGAGCUCACUCUCCAAAACAGCCAGCUUCCCAACGUCCACCACCCGGCACCUCAGUCACAGAGCCAACAACUUCCAAAGACAGCCAAAGCGCCGGAAGCUGAUAAGACCUUCACCACCUCCGCCGCCCAACACACCCUGUCCCCUGGACCAGCUGGACCUCAGUGAGCUUCCCCCGAGGCGUACUUUCCAAGAUCUGCUCUUCAAUGGCUGCAUCCUGUUUGGUAUUGAAUUCAGCUAUGCCAUGGAAACGGCUUAUGUGACACCCGUGCUUCUACAGAUGGGCUUGCCUGAUCAAUUCUACAGCUUGGUGUGGUUCAUUAGCCCCAUUCUGGGAUUCCUCGUUCAGCCUCUCCUCGGUGCAUGGAGUGAUCGUUGCACAUCCCGGUUUGGACGAAGGAGACCUUUCAUUUUUGCCUUGGCUAUAGGGGCUCUGUUUGGUUUAACCCUGGUGCUGAAUGGGCGGGACAUUGGAGUUGCGCUGGCUGACACUGCAUCAAAUCACAAGUGGGGAAUCAUCCUGACGGUGUGUGGUGUGGUCCUGAUGGACUUCAGUGCUGAUUCAGCCGACAACCCGAGCCAUGCGUACAUGAUGGAUGUGUGCAGCCCAGAGGACCAGGAUCGGGGGCUGAACAUCCAUGCACUACUGGCAGGACUAGGAGGUGGAUUUGGCUACAUUGUGGGUGGCAUCAACUGGGACCAGACACAAUUUGGAAGGUCGAUGGGAGGUCAACUUCGGGUCAUUUACAUGUUUACGAGUAUCACUUUGGUGUUCGCCACAGCCAUGACUCUGAUGAGUAUCCCCGAACGGCCCCUACCAAAGAACAAAAACUCCAGCAAAACUCAUCUAAAAAGCCCCAUCCUCCCUCUACCUCCCUCCCCUCCUAUCCCCCCAGCACUGGGACUGGACGAGGAAGACGAGGAAGGUCUUUACAGCUACAAUUUCUCAAAGUCUCACCCAUAUAACUCGGAGCAUCUUGCCCACUCUUGCAGUGCCAAUGCACGCCUCUGUGCCGGUCUCACUAGCCCCAUAUCGCCCAUGAGCCCCCUCACUCCGAAAUACGGCAGCUUUAUUAGCAGGGACAGCUCUCUCACUGGCAUCAAUGACUUUGCUUCUUCAUUAGGAACCUCCUAUAUAGACAGUGUGCUCAUAAACUGCUACACGGGUCAGCAGACACCACAGGCCCAGGCCUCCACUGUGGCCCUGCCUCCAGGGGACUCCCAUCCACCUGACGAGUCCACGCAGGGACCAGGGAGCCAUCCUGCAGGACAGACCCAGGCCGCCGUGGUGUCUCAUCCAGCUGGGGGAGCUCAGGAUGCAGAAGCGCCACAGCCUGAUGGAGAAGCACAAUCUCAGGUCACAGCUGGGGCUCAGCGUGGUGCUGGAUCACAUCGGGGCUCCUCUGCUAGCAUCCUGAAGCGACCCCAGAGUCUUGCACUAAUGGAGGACCCCAGUGCAACCCAGAUUGUUGGGAUGGAGAACGGACGCAGGAGAACAGUGACCUUCAGCCAGCAGGUCGCAAACAUUUUGCUGAAUGGGGUCAAAUAUGAGAGUGACAUCAGUGAGAAUGUGGAGACUGGAGAGUCGCAAAUGUCAAUGAGGCUGCUGUGUGUGGCCAUCUACAGGAUGCCGCCCUCUCUGCGGAGCUUAUGCACUAAUCAUUUCCUGGGCUGGCUGUCCUUUGAAGGCAUGCUGCUCUUCUACACUGACUUCAUGGGGGAGGUUGUGUUUGAAGGAGACCCCAAAGCACCCCACGACUCUGAGGCUUACCAACGGUACAAUGCUGGCGUCAGCAUGGGCUGCUGGGGAAUGUGCAUCUAUGCAUUCAGUGCUGCUUUCUACUCAGCCAUAUUGGAGAAACUGGAGGAGCGUUUCUCUCUUCGCACUCUUUAUUUUUUUGCCUACCUGGCGUUCGGUUUGGGCACAGGCCUGGCCACACUAUCCACCAACCUCUACGUGGUACUUUCUCUCUGUGUCACCUAUGGGGUGCUCUUCUCCUCUCUAUGCACGCUGCCUUACUCUCUUCUGUGUGAAUACUACCAGAGCCCACAGUUCUGUGGCUCGUCGGAGGAAGGGACCAGACGAGGGAUGGGGGUGGACAUCUCUCUGCUCAGCUGCCAGUACUUCCUGGCACAGAUCCUGGUCUCCGUGGCGAUGGGACCUCUGACCUCACUGGUGGGUGGGGCCCAGGGAGUGAUGUACUUUGCGAGCCUGAUGUCAUUCGUGGGCUGCCUGUACUCCUCUCUCUUCGUGGUGUACCAUCUGCCCCCCCCUGAGGGAAGAGGAGAAGUUGAAACUGGGGUGUGAUUCAGCAUUCAGUCGGAAACCGAACAAAACUGAAGAGC
Messenger RNA from Anoplopoma fimbria (sablefish), 2432 nucleotides. RefSeq names its product solute carrier family 45 member 1 (gene slc45a1). The coding region runs from base 1 to 2394 and encodes 797 amino acids. Lineage: Eukaryota; Metazoa; Chordata; Actinopteri; Perciformes; Anoplopomatidae. Gene Ontology annotation, biological process: transmembrane transport. Gene Ontology annotation, cellular component: membrane. The transcript is spliced from 9 exons. Gene Ontology annotation, molecular function: sucrose:proton symporter activity. The record is from RefSeq and is a predicted model, not a curated record.